AUGAGAGAGAAUCUUAAAGACCACAAUCUCACAUUCACAGAGAUUGCUAAGUUGGUAGGAGAAAACUGGCAGAGCCUCCAACCUGCUGAAAAGGACGUUUUUGAGAGCCAGGCCAAUGCCGCGAAAGAGAAAUAUAAUCGAGAAUUGGCGGAAUACAAGAAGACACCGGAAUACCGCAAGUAUUCGCAAUAUCUCCAUGACUUCAAAGAGAGGCAGGCCAAGCAAUAUAAAGGGCAAGAUGGUUCGAAGAGAGCCAAGGUUGAGCCUGCCAGGCUUCGUCAUGGUAGUACGAGCAGCAGUGCAACACCAAACACCACAAAUUCCAGUGCUAGUGGUAGCAACAGCGAGCGGCUUCGGGGUAGUGAACCACCACCAACACGACGAGAAUGUGUAGAUUCCACAACAUCGCUAGCCGAAUCGCCUCAUUCUUCGGCUGCACCAACGCCAAUAUCAGCCCAGAAUUCGUACGACGAUGCUGGACCAUCUCCACGGGCACUGCAGUUUGAUAACGGGAGCCCAACGGAUGCUCAUCAUCCUUCCUGGCAUCAGCCCACGAUGCGUGGGAGAGGUCGGGCUGAUUCAAUGCAUCAACACCUGCCAUCCCUUUCCGACAUGUUAGAUUCUAGACAAAAGGCGAUUGUUCACCCCGUUGCUGACGGGCUCUCGCACCCUAGUCGAGCAGCAAAUAGCUCCACGCGCACGUCUCUUGACAGUGCAUCUCUCCUUUCUGGGGGGCGAACUCCUGCUUUGAGGCAUGAGUCCUCAUCGAAUGGCACCAAUAUAUCAGGCAGUUCGAUGGGGAGUUUUGGUCGACCACCGGGGGAGGGUUCGUUAACGAUUCAUGCUUUGCUCUCAGAUCGCACCUUGGUUGGAUCUUCAGUCCAUGAACAACAACCCAAUCCAAUCCUUAACGGCGCUACUGGUCCCAUGAACACGCAGCAGUCUCUCGUUGGCUUUGCCCAUGGUCCUAGCGGUUAUGGUACAUACUUCUCCCGAAUCCCCAGAAUCGUCAGAUAUGCCAACUAA
This is a messenger RNA of Metarhizium acridum CQMa 102, 1026 nucleotides long. The record is from RefSeq and is a predicted model, not a curated record. Lineage: Eukaryota; Fungi; Ascomycota; Sordariomycetes; Hypocreales; Clavicipitaceae.